Molecule: messenger RNA, 3624 nt
Organism: Anoplopoma fimbria (sablefish)
Lineage: Eukaryota; Metazoa; Chordata; Actinopteri; Perciformes; Anoplopomatidae
Gene: tiparp
Product: TCDD-inducible poly(ADP-ribose) polymerase
Exons: 7
Coding region: 339-2501 (720 amino acids)
Molecular function (GO): NAD+ poly-ADP-ribosyltransferase activity; zinc ion binding
Source: RefSeq, a predicted model, not a curated record
GCGGAGCCAGGAGGCAGGCAGAAGCUCUCCACAGCUGUGCUUCGCCCUUUGUCGGUCUCCGCUCAUCGCCUUGCGCCUUUCUAUCCGGUAGACGGAUACAAAGAGAAGGACAGACGGCCGUGAAAUAGAGACGGAGCAUGAGGAGCGGCAGAGGGACACCAGAAACCUAACCGGACGAGGGGAAGUAGUCCACACAAGGAUCCCUUAAUACCUCCAGGCUUUGGAUACGGAGCUCCGCCGAUGUACGCACUGGAUUUUACCCACCAAAGAGUGUCGAGACCAAGGGGGAGAGGGGCGGACUUUUACGCGCAGGACUGUACGGUGUUUAGGAGGGCAUCAUGGAUAAAAGUUUGCACAUUCUCCAGAAAUCCGCAGACGGGGUGCCGACUGGGAUCUCCCUGGAUAUGAGUUUGAAUAUGGACGAAGGGGAGGGUUUCACGGAGCAGCGGAUAGUGGGUCUCCCGGACAAAAUACCUCUGGUGAAACCUUAUUUCAAAAAGAAGCAAAGGAAAUUGGACCCCAAAUGCCUCCACCGCGCCCUGGAGGACCCCAUACUGACCACGUUACUGAGGACGGACGCCCUGGUGUCCGGGGAUGGGGUGUUUGUUCCCCGGAACCCGCCGGGCAGGACUCCGGGGAACCUGUGCGCGGCGGUCGUGGUCAAACAGAACUGUAUGGGCCAAGUGUGUCUCAAGGACCCGGGAGCUGCUAACGACACCACGGCCGGGUCCGGAGUACCGGUGCUCAUGACCCGGGACUGCGAUGUGGAAAUAGCCGAUACUACUGCGGAGCUGGAGGAGACUGAGCGGCGAGGGGAGCGACCCAAGGUCCCGGAUCCGACCCCCGAAGGCCGCAGCUGCUUUCAGCCGAAACCCAGCCUCAGGGCGGCCGGCAGCACAGUGACAAUACCGCCCCCCGGCAGAGAUAUACCUCCCACAGUUGCACCACAGGCUCUUCACCAGGAGGGGAGCAUCAUCAAAAGCAAUGACCUCUUAACCUCUGGGUCUACAAACCCUCCAGUCAAAGCCUGCGCGGGCGUCCAGGACCCCCUUCCCCUCCUCCUGCUGCCCGACAAAGGAGUGCUAUUUCAGGACAAAAGUGAAGAGGCCUCCUUGGACUUGGUUUUUGAGCUGCUCACACAGCUCCAGUAUCACACGCACCAGUCGGACUCGGUGGACAUUUGUGUGGAUUUCCUCCAGGGACUGUGUGUAUACGGUAAUGACUGUGCCCACCACCACACUGUCCUGCCCUACCACUGGCAGAUCCGCAGGAGCAGCAAUCAGACGUGGCAGAGCAUAGCGGACGACUCCCAGGAACAGCUGGAGAGACUGUACUGCAACCCGGACAAUGAGCAAGUCAGGCUCAAGUUUCAGGGUCGUGUGUUUUCCCUAGACUUUGGCGCGAUGCGAGUGUGUGACCUGGAGUUUGACCGCGUCCGGCGACUGACCACUCCCGCCAGCCCUCUACCCACGCCCACGCCCGCAACCAACCCAAACCCCACCCCCAGCUGUCACACAGUGUGGAAGUACUACUGCAGAGACAACUUUGGCUGGAGGGAAUACUCCGAGCCGGUGGUGAAGCUCAUAGAGGAGGCGAGUUCGAGGGGUCUUAAGGAGGUGCGAUUCAUUACGCUCCAGAACCAGUAUAUCCUCAACAUCAGGGAGGGCUUCCAGCAGAACGCCGUCUUCGGGUUCAGGCGUCAGAUCAAGAAGCGGCCCACGUUCAUGUCCUCUGUGAUGCUUACGCCCCACCUACAGACUUUAGGCGGCCUCUCUUCAUCUCCCCUCUCCUGUUCCUCCUCCUCCUCCUCGUCCAUGGAUCUCUCUGUGUCUCAUCCCCUCUCGCCGACCACCACCAACCCACCCAGCCUUUUCCCGGAAACAUGGUUGCCCAUGACGAUGAGCCAGGACUUCCUGCAGGUGCCGGUGUCCCGUGAAGACCGCAGCUACCGGACGGUGUACAGCCUUUUCCACAAGACCGUGUCUGAGACCAAGUUUAGGAUCCUCAAGAUCCAGCGCGUGCAGAACCCCUUCCUCUGGGAGAAGUACAAGAGGAAGAAGGAGUACAUGUCUCGGCGUAUGUCAGAGAUGGACCGGCUGCUGAGCGAGCGCCACCUCUUCCACGGAACCUCGGCCGACGUGGUGGAGGGCAUCUGCAAGCACAACUUCGACCCCCGGGUCUGCGGCAAACACGCCACCAUGUUUGGCCAGGGCUCCUACUUCGCCCGCAAGGCCGUCUACUCCCACAACUUCUCCAAGCGCUCGCCCAAAGGAGUCCACUGCAUGUUCCUGGCCAAAGUCCUCACUGGCAGGUUUACUGUAGGAAAUCCCUCCAUGCGACGACCUCCACCCAUCAACCUUCGUGACCCCUCCAGUGACCUUUAUGACUCCUGUGUGGACAACUGGGUGGACCCCCAGAUCUAUGUCAUCUUCAACGAUGACCAGAGCUACCCUUACUUUAUCAUUCACUACGAGGAGGUACCCAGCACUGUCGCCGUCUAAGCCCUGGAUCAGACCGUCUGUCUGGAUUUGCAAAUACUUACUCAUAGUUUGUUCCAGUCUGUUAUGGUGCCAGAUGGGUGGAGUUUGCCACUUCAGGUGAAAAGGAUCAGUUAAGGCCAAUAACGAGCUGGAACCUAGAGUCACUUUGCCAGAUUAAACGCCACCCAUCUGCUGCCCUAAACAGGUUAAAACAGUCUUAAGACAUGUUUUGCAAAUGCUAAAUGAUUAAGGUGUGCAGUCGGCUGGAUCCACCCAAACUGGACUGCAGUAAAGAACAACAAACUGGUCUAGACCGGAUUAAACUGGACAAAACUGGACUAGCAAAGGCCAACACGCGUUUCAUCCGGUGUUCAGAGGUGGAUGACACCUGACAUCAACAGCCGCGCGACCACAGCUGACUUCUACUGGACUCAAAUACCGCACUCUGUUAUCCAGUAGGAUCGGGAGCCUAGUGAUGAACACAACCGGAUUCUAUCUACCUUAUUGAUCUGGAGCAGACGCAGGAGAAACCAAACCUAGUCCUCUUUAUCGUUUUGACUUAGUCGUAUGACUGUACAUGACCUCUGCUCCACACCAGGGCAGAUGCUGCGGUGGACCGCUAGCGUCCCGCCAGUACUUUGAAUGACCAACUGGCCGUAUUAUUCUAAUGAAGCAACAACCAACCAAUCAGACGCUUCCAUAGAGAAACCAUGGCGACACUGACCCCUCCCCCCCCCCCCACCGUCAUUCUCUUACAGAAAUCAUCGUGAGUGUUUACCCAGCCUCCGGCCCUUACGUUUUUUUUAGUUUUUAGUUUUUUUUUUAGUUUUUUUUUUUUUAAAGUUUUUGUGCUGCGUGUUUGAAUCCUUUUUAAUUUCGUGCAAAUGAAUCUUGUGGCCUCUUCGAACAGACAAUAGGACGUGAGUUUCAGUGGGACUUUUACAAAAUGGACAUCCACGGAAAAGAAAAAACCUCCCGGCAGAGGUUUCACAUGAAGCCAGUGCUGUGCCCGGUCGGCGUUUUUGCCUUUGCGCCUCACCACUUUAAUUCCCUGCGGGGGAUUGAAGAGUGUACAGUUUCACGCUGAGACUCGGCGGCGCUGUAGCGUUUCGUCAACAAAUCCCCCCACCCCCAACCCCCAACC